UUCAAAUUGAUUAAAAUUUUUAGUAGUUACUUUUGAUUCCUAAAAUAUAAAUUCAAAGGAAUUAUAUAUAAAUGACUGACGCCAAACAAGAGAAAGCCGAAUUGGCAGCACUUCGUCAGGAACCGAUCAGUUUUAGACAGCAGUUUCAGGGUCAGCAAUGUGGCCUGAAACAUCAUUCACCCGAGGACUUUCAUAGAUCUCAAUGGCAAUCGGAACUGAAGUCGUGUGGGUUUCUUAUCUAUCGCUGGUGCUUGGCCGCCUUCUUUGGCUCUGGUUUGGUCACCAAUCUAGUACUCUAUUAUUAUAAAGGUUAUUGGUUUAUCUACCUGACCAACUGGGGUUUUCUUCUGUGUUCGCUAACUAGCAUAACUGGUGCAAUUCUUGUGAGCAUAUAUCACAUUAAUCCGGAAAGAAUGAUGCGUCGCACCUGUUUGGUUAAAUGUUAUUGGGCUUUAUAUUGGAUAAAUUUGAUAGUUGCACAUAUCAUAAGUAUUCUCUACUGGAGUCUCAUUUAUCCCAGCGAUAGAACGCACGAUAAUCCCAUGCGGCUAAGCACCUUGGAUAAUAUAUGGACUCAUGCGUUGCCCCCGUUGUUCUUCACAGUAGAUCAUAUGGUGGUGGCGCAUCCGGCGCGUAUUAUGCAUUUUAUUUACCCGCUGGGAUUCUCGAUUGGUUAUGUAGCAUUUUCCUGGGUCUUCUAUUUACUUGGUUGCCGGGAUCCACGUGGUCACGCCUACAUUUAUCCGAUGUUAGACUAUAGAAAACCGGGGAGAGCCAUUAGAACCAUUGCCAUGACAAUGCUUCUCUUGAUUGGCUGUUCGACUUUACAGUAUGGAGUCUACCGGCUAAGAGUAUUUAUAGCGCGCAAGCUUAAUAAACUGCAGUAAUUCAUGUAUAUAUCA
Molecule: messenger RNA, 902 nt
Organism: Drosophila montana
Lineage: Eukaryota; Metazoa; Arthropoda; Insecta; Diptera; Drosophilidae
Product: protein rolling stone
Exons: 4
Coding region: 72-887 (271 amino acids)
Cellular component (GO): membrane
Source: RefSeq, a predicted model, not a curated record